Sinocyclocheilus rhinocerous is the source of this 807-nucleotide messenger RNA. RefSeq names its product solute carrier family 25 member 45-like. Lineage: Eukaryota; Metazoa; Chordata; Actinopteri; Cypriniformes; Cyprinidae. Gene Ontology annotation, molecular function: transmembrane transporter activity. The transcript is spliced from 4 exons. Gene Ontology annotation, cellular component: mitochondrion. Bases 1 to 807 code for a protein of 268 amino acids. Gene Ontology annotation, biological process: transport. The record is from RefSeq and is a predicted model, not a curated record.
AUGGAAGAAGGUGACCUGGGGAACACAUGGGAAGAGGGCAAGCCGGCGGAGGCAGUGUUGAUGCCUUGGGCGAUGUCUGCUGGAAAACCUUGGUUCCGUGGAUUUUUUAAGGGCAUGUCAUUUCCUGUCCUCUCUGUUGCCAUUAGCAACUCUGUGGUCUUUGGUUCGUACAGUAAUGCGCUGGAUUACCUUACUCAGUCACAUCGCAACAACUCUGACCAAGGCAAACAGUCACCACUCACUGCUGUGUUCAUGGCCGGAUGUUUUUCAGGUUUAGCACAGUUGUUUGUUACAGCUCCAAUAGACCUGGUCAAAGUGCGUCUGCAGAACCAGACAAAUUCAGGUGGAAAUAAGUACAGAGGCCCCUUACAUUGUAUUGCUGUGAUCUUAAGAGAGGACGGGGUGAAAGGGCUUUUCAGAGGAAUGUGGGCUCUUGCCCUGCGGGACGUGCCUUGUUUUGGACUUUACUUCCUGCCCUAUGAGCUGACCUGCAGGUGGCUGACUGAGAAAGGAAAGCAACCAGGUAACUGUGCUGUGCUGGUGGCUGGUGGUGUUGCUGGUGUGGUCACAUGGGCCUGCGCCACCCCCAUGGAUGUAGUGAAGGCUCGACUGCAGAUGUGUGGCGGCGGCGGUCGCAUGUACAGCGGUGUGUUGAACUGCAUUACUGUGAGUGUGCGUGAGGAGGGCAUGCGGGUCUUCUUCAAAGGCCUUCUUCUGAACACCGUGAGAGCGUUCCCUGUAAACGCCGUGACCUUCCUCAGCUUUGAGAUGCUGCUGAGAGCCAUGACCGAUUCCUCUCAGAACUGA